Molecule: messenger RNA, 2694 nt
Organism: Naegleria lovaniensis
Lineage: Eukaryota; Heterolobosea; Eutetramitea; Acrasida; Naegleriidae
Exons: 3
Coding region: 1-2694 (897 amino acids)
Biological process (GO): protein phosphorylation
Molecular function (GO): ATP binding; protein kinase activity
Source: RefSeq, a predicted model, not a curated record
AUGGGAAAUCAAUUAGAAAAAGAUUAUACCAUCAGCGAGAAGCCUUUUGCAACAGGUGGACCCAUGUCGUUAUGGAGAAUACACACCGGAACACAUAGACAAACAAGAGAAGAGGUCUCUGUGUUUUGCUGUUCUUUCAAGGAUAUUGAAACGGUCUAUGGAAAGAAUAACGUUCAGCAAGUGAUUAAUCACUUCAAGAUGGAGAGUCAAACACUACAAAAACUUCGGCAUCCACUUAUACUUUCUCCGCAACAACAAUUCUUUGAAACAAAAACACAAUUAGCCAUGAUUACGGAACCUGUAUUAGGUUCAGUUAGCAAUUUACUGUUCAAAAAUUAUACACAUAUUCCCGAAGUGUUACCAAUGAUGAAGAAUUUUAAUUUGAGCAAAUUGGAAAUUAAAUACGGAAUGUGUCAAGUGAUGGAAGCAUUAACGUUUUGUCACCAAAAUGCCAAGCUUACCCAUGCAGGUCUUCAUCCACACAAUAUUUACAUCACAGUUGAUGGCCAUUGGAAAAUUAGCGGAUUUCAGUUUUCCUUCUAUUCACAGGGAGCACCAACAUCAGAGGGAGGUAAUACAACACCAACACUGUUCCGAAGAAAUUUCUCAAAGCGAGAUUUCCUUCCUUCACUUGACUUUACUGCACCGGAAUAUGUUCUAGAGCAAAGUCCUGGCUAUGCUUCAGAUAUUUUCUCUUUUGCAUUGAUUUACCUGCAACUGAUCAUGGAGAAACAAUAUUCGAUUCUAGAAACGGAACAAGAUAUCAACGCCUAUACAAACAGUGUUUCCAGACUGAAUGAAGUAGUUCGAAAUUUGAGAGUUUCUCAAGAAAUUCGUGAGUCCUUGCUGACCUCUUGCUCCAUAAAACCUCAAGAAAGACCAACUUCACAUUUCCUACUUUCAAAUUGUGAGCUUUUAUUCGGAAAUGAAGUCAAGGCAUUGAGGUAUCUGGCAAAUAUGGAAAUGAGAGAACCAGUUAAAAAAGCUCAGUUUUUAUCGUCUCUGACUCCCAUGCUAAAAGCACCAAAACCACAUCAAUUGGUCAAUGGUGUAGAAGACACCUCAACAGAAGAAGGAUUCUCUAACAGUAUAAUAUUUUCUAAAGUGUUACCUCCAUUGUUAAAAGAAUGCACAGACGUUAAAAUGCUCCUUUAUGCACUUCCUAAUGUACUCGCAUUGAGUGAGAGAAUGACAACAAAAGAAUUCAGCAAGCAAGUAAUGCCUACUCUAUCCAAGGUUGCCUUGGUUCAAGCAUCUAAUGUAAAAAUACCAUUGAAGUUGUUGGAGAAUUUUAAUUUAAUGUGGGACAAGACAACUGAUGAUGACCACAUGAAAGAAUUGACUCCAUUUUUAAUUCGUUGCCUUGACAGCAAGUUUCCUGAUGUACAAAAUGAGGCAUUGAAAAGAUGUGAAGAAUGUCUGAACAGUGAAAGAAUAUCCUACCCAGAGUUUAAAUCCACUCUUCUUCCUCAAAUUGAAAUUAUUUGCCACAACACGACAAACCAAAGCGUAUCUCUUGCUCCACUGUUUGCAGCCGAUAGAUCUGGAGCUCAACUUUCAGCAGCUCUUCUCAUGACAUGUGUUGGAGUGUAUCUUAAAAUUUCGAAACAUCUCCAAAAAAUUGACGAUCCUUCACUAGGAAAGAUUAUUGCCACCAGAAUUAUUCCAUCAAUUUCACCGAUUGCCAUGCAGACCUCUCUCAAUGUGGAACAAUUCACAAAAUACAUGAAAGCAAUGAAAAGCAUGAUAGAAAUGAUGGAGAACAUACGAUAUGAAGAAUUUCGUGAAAACGACCCAGAGGCAAAUAUUCCAGAUUCAAGUGUCACAGCCUUUUCGCAACAGCCCGUGUCAACGUUUAGCCAACCACCGUCAUCAGCCUCUUCAUUCACAUCCACACUCACACCAACGUCUUCAUUCCACUCAACAGAAAAUCCAAUUCAAAAGAUAUUGAAAGAGCCAGUACCUGUAAUUGAUCAAAAAUCGUAUUUCUUGGAUGACGAAGAAAAAGAAAAGUUAUUAAGACAAAAAGAAGAAGAAGAAAGACUAAGACAGGAAGAAGAAGAGAAACAACGAGCAUUUUUAGAAAAUCAAAAAUUAUUUGACGCUUUAAUGAACAAACAUUGGUCUGAUAUUCCAGAAUCUCCAAAGAAACUUCCAUCCCCCAAGCUUAAAACCACAGCUGAUAUUGACUUUGAUCGAUUACAGCAGAAAAUGAUUAGCUCAGGUCUCGAUGACGAGGAAGUAUCAUUACCUCAAAAGGUAAUCAAAUCGCCAUCACCAGUGCUUGAUACUAGCAACGUCACGGCUCCAUCAAUCACAAAAACACCAAGUCCAAAAACAAACAUCAUAGAAACUACUUUUCCAACUAAGGCUGUUGGUGGAUUCGACGAAAUGCUUUCCAGAUUUGAUGCAGGCAGCGAUGAUGAAGAAGAAAUACCACCAAGAAAGUUAACACCAUCGUCUUCUGGAUUGAAUUCAACAACAGUUGGUUCCUCUCAACCUAUUUCCACAACUGUUUCAUCACAACUUCCUUCUUUCGAUGACGAUCUUAGUCCUGUCAUGCAAAGCAUGGAAAGUAGAGCCACCGUUUUUUCAUCCAGAAAACCAAUUUUACCAGCCAUUGGAGAAACUAGAGAUCCAACGGACGACUUUGAUUCCUUACUAGCCCAACACAUGUCAGAUGAUGAAGAGUAA